AUGUUGUACACUUCGGGAAAGCUUCUGGAGAAGCUGAUAAAGUCACGCUUGGAGGCGGUUAUUCCGGAGGGCGAAGAUCUGUCACUUAGACAUUGCGGUUUUAGAAGAGGACGCUCCACUAUCUAUGCAGUUCAAGAGAGAGUGCACAUAAUUAACAUAGCCCAAAGUGAAAACCACUAUUCAAGAAAGGUCGUCCUCUUAGCAACUUUGGACGUGAAAACCACCUUUGACACUGUCAAGUGGGCCGACAUGAUCGAAUCCCUUAAGAAUUUUAGGGUACCAGAGUAUCUCUUACGGAUGAUAGAGAGCUACCUGAAGGACAUUGUUCUCGAUUGCGAGACGAGAGGAACCAGAAGGAAAGUCAUAACGACUGGUGCCACUCACAGUUCAAUCUUGGGACCAGAUCUCUGA
Messenger RNA from Belonocnema kinseyi, 411 nucleotides. RefSeq lists its product as uncharacterized. The record is from RefSeq and is a predicted model, not a curated record. Bases 1 to 411 code for a protein of 136 amino acids. NCBI's taxonomy places the organism in Eukaryota, Metazoa, Arthropoda, Insecta, Hymenoptera, Cynipidae. The transcript has a single exon.